AUGUCGUUCGGCUGCUGUGAUGGAGCGGCUGGCGAAUACCGCGAGGCUAUUUUCUUCCUCAACGACCUGAAACCCACCCUGGAGCCUCUGAGAACAUUCACGGCAUGGAACGCAUACCCGAGCUAUGGGAAGCAGAUACGAGACCAGGUGGAUUUCAUCAAAGGCCCCGUUGACGAGUUUCUUCGGGCAGUCCUCAAAUACGAGCCUAGCCUAGGCACAAAGGCUAAGGAUGGACACCAUCGGCACGUACUACGGAAGUUGCAGUGGCAUGUUUCCAUGUCAAAGAAGGUGACGGCGCUGAGGAGCAAGAUUGAGUCGCACAUGCGCAUUCUUGACUCUUUGAUGAAGAGGCUGACUCUGGACGUGGUUGUGACAACACAAGAGAACCUUCCAGAGAAAGCUUCGCACGAUUUUCCAACAGACCAUUUGCCCGGAGCUGCUCUCCGUACUUCGAACACCAACACCCUCACAGGGAUAGGCCGGAAAUAUGGACCGAGCUUUACACCAACUUGGCUUUACCCACAGAGGCGGGUUGAAGCUUUGUUGAGCGUUCAACAUGCCCUGCCCAUCAAAUACGCAGCGAAAGUCUCAUCGUACCUCGACCGAGGAGACUCUGAGGCUUCGAAGCACGGUGCUACCUCUGGCCGAAUAAGUCUCAUUUCAGGGACGACAGAAUCACUACCAGGAGUAUACUACCUUGUCCUACUCUAUCUUGGUUACUUUCUGCGAAAUCUAUUCCUCACGUUAUCGCAGCUGGUGCAGCCGUCUCGGAGGCUGUUGCCCAUGUGGGAUCCCAAAUUCAACAUCUCCUUCCUUGACGCUGUGGGGAGCCCGCCGCGAAUUCUCCCCUACGAGCACUUCAAGUACUUCAAGGUACUCCAAACCUUCAUACAAGAAGAAUUCAAAGGAGUUCCCCUCAUCGAACGCGGGCGUUACCUAAUACUUAGUACUGUGAAUAACCGGUUUCUCGACGAGAAGAGUUGGCGCCGCUCAGUUGCCCCUGGAAGUACAGUUGCCAUGUCGGCUCUUGUGCGGACACAGAGAGAAGACGCAGAUGACUUCCCACUGGGCGUUAAGACAGAGAGAUGUCCAGAUUCAUCUUGCGAUGGGAGGUGGGCGAGGCCAGCAAGCCAAAAAUGGACCAAAUGCCUCAUUUGCACUAAAGAAGUUCUCAGCACAGAAUCAGGUCCCAGCGAUUCUUUCAAAGACAGCGGUCUAACGGAUUUUGAAGAACCAAAUUCUCUAUCCCCGGAGAGAUCCAUGCGAACCAAGCGAACUCAUGCAACAUUCCCUAGUGAACCGGAGAGAGAUUCUCAGCGGGCCUCCAGCCCUGAUGUAGAGAACUCGGACAACGGGCACUCUGACCUCGAUGAUGAUAUCUCCCUAUUCAAAAGGAAAGUCAGGCAGAUGGGGAACGUACGGAUCCACGCGCUGCCUAGCACCUGUACGACUCACUACGAGAAGUUUGACAUCAUGCAUGUCAGAGAAAUGUUCCCGGCAGCUUCGGAGGGUAUCAUCCAGAAACUCGGGUUGGCAAACUCUCGCAGACGCCAACUUUUCAAAUACACAGAGGCUCAAUGGCUCGGCGAAGCGUCCAAAUUCAUCAAGAAUUCGCAGCAGGCGGCAAAGGACGACAUGUCUAUUGGGUAUGUCCGAAGCCACAUAUCGGAAGUUGAUUUUUUGGUCAAUUACCACGCGAUGCCUCGGUACCCCGAAUAUUGA
This is a messenger RNA of Anthostomella pinea, 1722 nucleotides long. NCBI's taxonomy places the organism in Eukaryota, Fungi, Ascomycota, Sordariomycetes, Xylariales, Xylariaceae. The record is from the annotation of a GenBank genome assembly.